Messenger RNA from Penicillium oxalicum, 288 nucleotides. RefSeq lists its product as uncharacterized. Lineage: Eukaryota; Fungi; Ascomycota; Eurotiomycetes; Eurotiales; Aspergillaceae. The coding region runs from base 1 to 288 and encodes 95 amino acids. The transcript is spliced from 2 exons. The record is from RefSeq and is a predicted model, not a curated record.
AUGGGUCUCAGCAACUCUGCCAUCAUUGUGAUUGUCUUGGUGGCUUGUCUGGCCGUGACCGCCAUGGGUGCCGCAUUGUUCCGCCACUAUAAUCCACUGGAGGACGAGUCUCGCUACAAUGUCUCUCACGAACAAGGGCACUAUAUGCGCACCGUACGCAUGCGCAACUUUGGUUUUUUGCAACAAGAGUCAAUGCGGGGUGUGCAAGAUCUCGAAUCACGAUACCCCAUGGAUGAGGCUUCGAGCUAUCGCUCUUCCCAGCCCUACGUGUUUUCACCUAAAAAGUGA